AUGCCGUGCAAUUGUGAAAAUGAUAAUGGACAAUUGGAGCAUGAAAAUGGAUGUCAGCAGAGGGUGGACCGAAUUUCUGGAGAAUAUGGUUACCGCCAUAGAAUGUAUGAUAACGGAAGUACAUUAAUGGAAGAAGUGGAUCCUGACACAGUUAGAUAUCCAGAUGGCACCGUACGGCUGCGCAACCCGAACAUCGAACUUAUGGACCAAGAUAUUCUAUAUCACCUGGCUCUCGGCAGCGGCUCGCACGAUCUCGUCGAAAUGUUCGGUGAUGUCAAAUUCGUGUGCAUGGGCGGCACACCGAAGCGCAUGGAGCAGUUCGCCUACACGAUUAUGGCGGAAAUCGGUCACAAACUGCCUUGUGGCACCACGUUACAGGACAUCAGCCAGUUUUCGUACCGAUACUCUAUGUAUAAAGUUGGGCCAGUGCUAUCUAUAAGUCACGGUAUGGGUAUUCCUUCAGUGGGAAUUUUACUGCACGAAGUGAUCAAGUUGAUGUAUCAUGCAAAGGUGCGUGACCCAGUGUUCUUCCGGAUCGGAACUUGCGGUGGAAUCGGAUACGAGGGAGGAACCGUCGUCAUUUCUGAAGAAGCUGUUGACGGGGCGAUGAAAAAUGCAUUAGAAUUGACGGUUCUUGGCAAGACAAUUCAGCGGCCAGCCAAGUUGGACCGACGGUUGGUGCGCGAGUUGAAGGCGCUCGCCGACCCCGAAGACCCUUACGACACCAUCACCGGAAAGACCAUGUGCACUUAUGACUUCUAUGAAGGACAAGGGCGCCUCGACGGUGCGUUCUGUGAUUUCACAGAAACAGAAAAAAUGGAGUACUUGGAGAGCAUACACAAGGCGGGUGUCGUAAACAUUGAGAUGGAAUCACUGGCAUUUGCUGCUCUCACCCAUCAUGCCGGUAUUAAGGCAGCCGUCGUAUGCGUCACACUGCUAGAUCGGCUUAAAGGUGAUCAGGUCUUAGCGCCAAAAGAGGUUUUAGAUGAAUGGCAACAGCGCCCGACCAAACUUGUUUGCCGUUUCAUAAAAAGAUACUUACAAAUGAAGGGGCGGCUGUCGUUGGACGGCCACGGCUCGAUCGCAGUCAAAAGUCCGCGUCGGUUCAAACUGGUGCAGCAGGAAUCGGAAAAUUACGACUAA
Parnassius mnemosyne (clouded apollo) is the source of this 1143-nucleotide messenger RNA. The record is from the annotation of a GenBank genome assembly. NCBI's taxonomy places the organism in Eukaryota, Metazoa, Arthropoda, Insecta, Lepidoptera, Papilionidae.